CUUUCUCUUGCUGCGCCGUCUUGAAGCCGCGCGGGCUCGUGAGCAGCGCGAGGCAGUCAAGGUGCCUCGGUUCGCUGGAGCUGCUGCUGCCCGCUUGAGGGAAGCCGGCCCCGGGCGCGCACGCUCGCCCGAGCCCCGGCGCGCCCCGCGCCUGAGCCUGCUGACAGCUGCCGCUGGGCUCUGGCGGUCCGCUCCGGGCUCCGCGGCCUCUGCCCCGCUGCACUCCACCUCCGCCCCCUCGGACUCCCUCCCCUCUGCUUCUACCCCUCCUGCCUCCAGUGCGGAUCGUUUCGCAACUGCUUGCCACUCGCCCCGUGCCCGGCUGUUUUUCCAUUUCCCGGCCCCCUCUUCUUGAGUACUUUACCCCCUGUAUUUGGGGACAGGGACUGGAAAAGGGGCGGGUGGAGCGUCCAGUGGAGAAGAAGGAAGCGAGGCCCGCAGGAGGAGGAGGAUCGGCGGACCGUGGGGAGGAGACCCCACGCCACCGUUUCUGGUCAUCUCCCCUCCCGCCCCGCCCCUGCGCACACUCCCUCGCGGGCGAGCUACUUUCGGACCAGGAAAGUAAGGGCGGCCCUGGGUGACAGCGCCGCGGGGCCAAUCCCGGGGUUAGCCGCGCGUCUGCUCGCUUCUCGUCCGUCGCGCUCCCAGCCAGGGCACAACCCGGACCAAGGAUGGCUUCGACCACAACCUGCACCAGGUUCACGGACGAGUAUCAGCUUUUCGAGGAGCUUGGAAAGGGGGCAUUCUCAGUGGUGAGAAGAUGUAUGAAAAUUCCUACUGGACAAGAAUAUGCUGCCAAAAUUAUCAACACCAAAAAGCUUUCUGCUAGGGAUCAUCAGAAACUAGAAAGAGAAGCUAGAAUCUGCCGUCUUUUGAAGCACCCUAAUAUUGUGCGACUUCAUGAUAGCAUAUCAGAAGAGGGCUUUCACUACUUGGUGUUUGAUUUAGUUACUGGAGGUGAACUGUUUGAAGACAUAGUGGCAAGAGAAUACUACAGUGAAGCUGAUGCCAGUCAUUGUAUACAGCAGAUUCUAGAAAGUGUAAAUCAUUGUCACCUAAAUGGCAUAGUUCACAGGGACCUGAAGCCUGAGAAUUUGCUUUUAGCUAGCAAAUCCAAGGGAGCAGCUGUGAAAUUGGCAGACUUUGGCUUAGCCAUAGAAGUUCAAGGGGACCAGCAGGCGUGGUUUGGUUUUGCUGGCACACCUGGAUAUCUUUCUCCAGAAGUUUUACGUAAAGAUCCUUAUGGAAAGCCAGUGGAUAUGUGGGCAUGUGGUGUCAUUCUCUAUAUUCUACUUGUGGGGUAUCCACCCUUCUGGGAUGAAGACCAACACAGACUCUAUCAGCAGAUCAAGGCCGGAGCUUAUGAUUUUCCAUCACCGGAAUGGGACACGGUAACUCCUGAAGCCAAAGACCUCAUCAAUAAAAUGCUUACUAUCAACCCUGCCAAACGUAUCACAGCCUCGGAGGCACUGAAGCACCCAUGGAUCUGUCAACGUUCUACUGUUGCUUCCAUGAUGCACAGACAGGAGACUGUAGACUGCUUGAAGAAAUUUAAUGCUAGAAGAAAACUAAAGGGUGCCAUCUUGACAACUAUGCUGGCUACAAGAAAUUUCUCAGCCAAGAGUUUGUUGAAGAAACCAGAUGGAGUAAAGGAGCCCCAAACUACUGUAAUCCACAACCCUGAUGGAAACAAGGAGUCAACUGAGAGUUCAAAUACAACAAUUGAGGAUGAAGAUGUGAAAGCACGAAAGCAAGAGAUUAUCAAAGUCACUGAACAACUGAUCGAAGCUAUCAACAACGGGGACUUUGAAGCCUACACAAAAAUCUGUGACCCAGGCCUUACUGCUUUUGAACCUGAAGCUCUGGGUAAUUUAGUGGAAGGGAUGGAUUUUCACCGAUUCUACUUCGAAAAUGCUUUGUCCAAAAGCAAUAAACCAAUCCACACUAUUAUUCUAAACCCUCAUGUACAUCUGGUAGGGGAUGAUGCCGCCUGCAUAGCAUAUAUUAGGCUCACACAGUACAUGGAUGGCAGUGGAAUGCCAAAGACAAUGCAGUCAGAAGAGACUCGUGUGUGGCACCGUCGGGAUGGAAAGUGGCAGAAUGUUCAUUUUCAUCGCUCGGGGUCACCAACAGUACCCAUCAAGCCACCCUGUAUUCCAAAUGGGAAAGAAAACUUCUCAGGAGGCACCUCUUUGUGGCAAAACAUCUAAGGCCUGAAAAUCAUUCACAUAUGGGUCUUCUAAAUAUCAACAGUGCCACUUCUGCAUUCUCUGUUCUCAAGGCACCUGGAUGGUGACCAUGGGCCGUCCUCUCCUCCUCUUCAUGCAUGUUUCUGAGUGCAUGAAGUUGUGAAGGUCCUACAUGUAAUGCAUAUGUGAUGCAUCAUCUUAUCAUAUAUUCCUUCCUGUACAUUGUUUACACUUCAACUACGGGGAUGUUCCUUGCAAACUUAAAUUACUGUUGGCAAAACAAUAGGGGGAGAUUAGACAAAAAGAAAAAAUCCACAAUAUUCCAAGUACAACCCUUCAUCAAGUUUCUCUGUUAAUGCCAAGAUUUAACAGACUUAAGAACUAUUGUUCUCUGAAUGACAGUUUGUAAGAGAAAUGUAAAUUUUUUAGAACUCUUUGCUGUUAAUCUGUUUUGGCUUGUUUGGUUUUUUUGGUUUUUCUUGUUUUUGUUUUUGUUUUUUUUUAAGGUAAAAAAAUAUACCUUCAGUUUCCUGGUGUGAUCCUGGUUAAAAUGGAUGAUUUUUCAUGGGAAGUUUUGCUGAUUAACAAUUAAAGUGGGUUGAUAUGUGGGCAAAAUCACUUAUGAAAGUAGAAGCAAGAAUGUGGUUUGCUACCACAUAAAGCCAUGCUCUUUUUGGUCAAACUGUGUAAACUGGAAAAAUUCACAUCAUUUCUGAGUUUAAUCACUUUAGGAUAUAUUCACAUUGUUUUGGUGAAUUUGCUGAAUUGAAUUGUUUUUCUUUCUCGAAUCUGUGAUCUCUUUUCUUUAUCCUGUUUCUUUGUUCCUUUCGUUUGCUUCCUUUUUUAUUUUUCUUUUGUUCCAUUCUUUUCUUACUUUUUUCCCUUUUCCUUUUUUGAGGAGGCCGGCCAGUAGUGUGUGAGAAAAGAAAAAAAGUGAAAUUUGCAUAAUGAAGGUAAAAAGGAAAUAAAAGCCUUUUGAAGGUGGCUCAACUAGCACUUUUGAUCAUCUUCAGGGCCCACAAAAAUGUUGUCAAGAUUUUAAAGGUUUAUAAUUCUGCUUAAGCUCUACUUUGGACUUAGGUAUCCUAACUAUGUUAGAGGUAUUUGAAUUGUUUAAACUUAGGAUAAAAGCAAGUUCCUCCUGUGACUGCAACGUCUUACUGAUUGGGACAGUUGCCAGGAGGAUACCAAGUUGAUAGCAGAGGGGGUUUUAUGCAAACGCACUCACCUCCACCUUGGGGAAUGAAAGGGUCACUUCUGCAUCAUCACUAGCUAGUGUUCUAGUGUUAGAGAGGCUUACAAAUGUUUGCCAUUCUCAUAAGUGUUUUGAACUUGAUCUUUGUGACUUGUGUUUUUUAGCUUCUCUCUUGAAUCAGAGUAUCGUUAUCUUCCUCCAAGGAGUUAGGAUUUUCCAGUUUAAAACAAAAAGGGAAAUGUCCUAGGUUUUCUUUGUGCUUCUCAUUUUUCCUUUGUUGAUUCAAUUCCUGUGAUUUUUUUUGUUCUCUUCUCUGAAAUGCUUUAUAGUGCAUGGAAUCUCUGUCAUUGUUAUUUUAACGAUAGUAAUUCACAGUCCUCAGAAGCCUGUUUUUAAAGCAGAAGCAAAAAAGGAAAACAAAGCAACAAAAACAACCCUUCCUCUUUUCUCUCAUCUCACCUUUCUGUGUUGAUUACUAAUCAUCUUAGAUAUUAUUGCUAGUGGAUGUAUGGUAGAUGGGUUGAAGCUUUUCUGAUAAUUAUUACACAAUUUAAAACAAUAUAUAUUUAAAAUAAAUAUAUACAGUCAAUAUAUUGAGCCAUGUUAACCUGCCAAUGAGAUCUGUGAAAAAAUAAUGGCCUCAUUUUUCCCUUUUUAAUUUCUUUUACCUUUUUGUGAAGCAGCUAUACGUGGCAUACAUGUAUUUAAAGAAAAAAAUAGGUGUAGAGUGUUUUUUUUACACUUUUAGCAUGUGGUGUUGAAGUAUUACUGUAGAUCAAGUUUGUCUUCCGCACUAAGAUGUGAGGAAAUUGUGAUUUGUUCUCUCCACCACAAAUGAAUUACACAUUUAUUAUCUUCUAUCAUUUUGAAACACUGCAGUUUACCAUGGGACACUGUAUAUAUUUCUUGCCAUAAUGGUAAAUGACUGAUUGAUAUAUUUAAGAGUUAAUAAAUUUGUGAUUUCUGCUGACAGUGCGUCCAUCUUUAUUUCUUCAGAAGAGCUACUGUAUUUAUGCCUGCAUGGUGCUGGCCAGUGUCAAGGGCAGUGUGUCCUGCUCUGGCCUCAUUUAGUACAUGACAAUUUGCACUUGGUGGGAAUGGCAAGUUAAUAGUUCUCUAUGAGCAAAACAAUGGUCUCUUCUGGGAAAAUGUUGCUGAAAACAACAUAGUUAACAACUAAGAUUCCUAAAAGCUUCUCUAUACUAUACCCUCCAAUCCAGCCUUCACAUGGCUGCUUUUUUUUAAACACGAACCUGACCUUGUAACGCUUUGGUGUUAUCAUCUCUGGGAUAUAGGCAAGCACCCCAGCUCCUGCUACUUCCCAACUUGAACUUGAGCAUACAUGGAUGCUCAGCUUCUUUUGAUUUGCUAAAAACAUCCACUUGCUCACAUGCCUGUUUAUGCUGUUCAUGGUGUUUAUGUUUCUUACCUAGAAUAAAUAGUCUUCCACUACUUCUUACUCUUUCCUAAGAUUCAGUGUAGAGCAUCAUGCUCCACAGCAAACCUUCCUAGGCUCUAUUCUGGGCUUGCCUUCCCUCUCAAUACUUGCAUAAUAGAUUGUAUUUACCUCUCCUGCCAACCACAUUGUUUUGAAAAUAUAUUUCUAUUUGUGUUUCCUCUACUGCAGUAUAAUGUCGCUGUGGGCAAGAACUGUGUAUUCAUCAUUGCAUUCCUAAACCCAAACCAGGGCCAGGAAUGGAGAUAUCAUUGACAAAUAGUUGUUGAAUUGAGGCCGACCCCUUUUGAUAACAGAAGCCUCAAAGUGUACUCAGAUGGUCCUGGAUUUAAUGAUGGGUUCUCUCACCAUUGUCUUGAUGCUCUGAGCAAGUUACCUCUUCCCUCUGAACCUCAGUUCCCAUAGUUGUAAAAUGAGAAUAAACAUACCAAUUUAAUAAAGAUAUUGUGAGAAUUAAUGGGUACAGAGUGACUAGAAUGAUAUUUGAUAGAAAUUAAAUGGUAGUAAUGUAACUAUUCUGAUCACUGAUAUUAAUAUUCGUAUUGUUAUUAUUCUUUACUCAGGAGGGUAUGCAACUCUUGUUUUGCUGUUGGGCUGCCCUCUUUAUGUAGGUUUACUGUUACUGCUGAGUAUAUAUUCGGACUCAAAUGUCUCAGCAGGAUACUGAGAGACACCAAAUGAAGUGGUCAUCUAGCUGAAUGUAGGAAAAAUGAAAUAUAGUAGUAAAUCAGUAUGUUCUAAGGAAAUUUUCAAGGAAUAUUAAUGUUAACUCAAAUUUCAAAUUUUUGUGUAAGAAGAAUUAUAAUUUAAGGGUAAACAUAGAUGACACAGCUUUCGAGUGAUUUCAUUGAAUAAAAUCCUACUGACUUCUAUGAA
Molecule: messenger RNA, 5716 nt
Organism: Rhinopithecus roxellana (golden snub-nosed monkey)
Lineage: Eukaryota; Metazoa; Chordata; Mammalia; Primates; Cercopithecidae
Gene: CAMK2D
Product: calcium/calmodulin dependent protein kinase II delta
Exons: 20
Coding region: 672-2210 (512 amino acids)
Biological process (GO): protein phosphorylation
Cellular component (GO): neuron projection; cytoplasm
Molecular function (GO): calmodulin binding; calcium/calmodulin-dependent protein kinase activity; ATP binding
Source: RefSeq, a predicted model, not a curated record